AGAACACACAUGAACUAUGUCAAAUGUCCACAAAUAUUAUCGGGCGUCCAUUAUCCAUCUUGUAGGGCAUGCGCUCUUGGCACUGUCCAGUUGCAUUGGCGAUCUUCCCUGUCUCGUCUUGGGAGCCGUCCUCUUCCGGGUCUGUUUCAGCGACUUCCAAUGGGCGCCGACCAACGCUUUGCUGUUGAAUAAAUUGGACAAACUAAGCUACGAAAUAUAAUUGCACAUCGGAGCGGCUGCGAUUUCGUGUCCUGGACACCAGCCACAGGGAUGUCAGACGUUAGUGUUGAGACAGAGCCCAGCCAGGCUGUGGGCGCAGGGUCCCAGGUGGAGCAUGAGGUGGGGGAGCAGGGCCACUCUGAGGAGGCUCGGCGAGACCCCGAAGACGCUCAGGCUACACAUGAAGGAGCCCCGCAGGGCACAGACAGCCCCGCGGCUGACACGUAUGAUGAUGUUGUGUACGAUGUGGCUCUGAGUGACAGUGAUGAGGAGGCAGAGGGUGGCUCUUCCCUGAGCCGCAAGGGAGGGGCUCACCUGGACACUGACCCAUCCCUAAAGGCCACUGCUCCCUCUGGUAAUGACGCUUCGAUGGAUGCAAAGUUAAAGGAGACCAUGGCAGAGGAGCCGCACAGAAGCACAGCCGCUGAGAUAUCAGUGACCAGCAACGGAGAAGCGGAGAGCAGCCGUGAUGAUGUGUUUCAGAGGGACGCAGCCCAUGGAAUGACCAAUUUCUCAAGCAUGGUGGCACAAACCCACGACACCUUGGACAGUUAUGGCUCAACCACAGAGGGAGUGGUUGAAGUGGGCCCUUACAAAGGGUCAGCCAGCCAGCCCACGACCCCCACAGUGGCCCCAAGCUCAGUAGCGGCUGGCCGCCUGGCCCGUGGGGCCAGUGACAGUCAGGUGGAGCUGGAGAAAGGUGCUGCUAUGGGACAGCCAACGAGUGGGCCGGUGGUCCUUGCAGAUGAUCUGAAGAACCCAGCCAUGGAGAAGCUAGACCUGGUGAGAAAGUGGAGCAUCAACACCUACAAGUGCACCAAGCAGAUCCUGUCUGAGAAGCUGGGGCGUGGCUCCCGGACUGUGGACCUGGAGCUGGAGGCACAGAUUGACGUUCUCCGCGACAACAAGCGCAAAUACGAGCAAGUGAUCAAGCUGGCUCAGACACUGGUCAACCAGCUGGCUCAGAUGAUGCAGACACAAAGACAGCUGGGAGACGCCUUCGCUGAUCUCAGUUUGAAAUCACCUGAACUUCAUGAGGAGUUCAGCUACAAUGCCGACACCCAAAAACUCCUGUCCAAAAAUGGCGAGACUCUCUUAGGGGCAAUCAACUUCUUCAUCUCUUCUGUGAAGACACUAGUGGACAAAACCAUUGAGGAUACCUUGCUAAACAUCAAACAAUAUGAAGCAGCCAGAGUUGAGUAUGAUGCUUACCGCACCGAUUUGGAGGAGCUGAACCUGGGGCCCCGCGAUGGCACCACGCUGCCCAAGAUUGAACAGUCCCAACAGCAGUUCCAGCUCCACCGGGAGAAAUAUGAGCGGAUGCGCAAUGAUGUGUCCGUCAAGCUGAAGUUCCUGGAGGAGAAUAAGGUUAAAGUACUGCACAAUCAGCUCCUUCUCUUCCACAAUGCUAUAGCGGCAUACUAUGCAGGCAAUCAAGAGCAACUAGAACAGACCCUUAAACAGUUCCACAUCAAGUUGAAAAUGCCCGGUGGGGACUCCCCUUCCUGGCUGGAAGAGCACUGAUCGAUGGUUCCGGCCUGCUCGGUGUAAGAGCCAGAGCGGGACAGGCAUCAGCGGCUGAAGAUGGGAAGUAACAUGUGCACUCCUUCAUAAGCAAACUGGCUAUCCCAAAUAAAGUGCAGUUUGCUAGUCCCCUUUUCCUCUGCCUAGGAACUUAAAUCCAUUGGGCAAAAAAAAAAAAGAAAUAAUUACACAAAAAAACAAAGCUAACAAGGUUUAUUUUUCCCCUCCUUGUCUCUCUUGUUGACUUUUCAAACUAAAGAUUUUUAUGGUGUUCUUGUAUUCUCACAUCUGAGAAGAUGUCUUUUUACUCUUUAAUGGAAAAUCACUUGACUCAAGGGACAUGCACUUUUGUGGUAUGAUGUGACAAAUCUGACAUGAAAAAAAUACUGGGCAUGGCUAAUGUCCAUUAACAAAGCUCGGUGAAUGUAGGAACUAGAGAGUGGCCUGAGGUCUGAAUCUACACUGAAGGAAUUUUCAGGCACGUGGCACACUUUAAAAAUCUUGACCGUUAACCCCUGCUCAGUGCUCUCACCUGCAUGGACAGGUAACAGCGACCAGGACAAUACCAACAGGUAGACUACAAAACUAUUCAGAGAACUGGGGAUCCAUACAGUGUCUCUCAUCAGUCAGAAGACAGUUUUAGAAUAUCCCCAUCACAGUAUAGGCUCUUCUCAUUCGUCUUUUUAGCUAUCCUCCCUUCCUUCCUUCCUCAGUCCUCCAGCUCGUUCCCACUGAUCUGCAACAAUGGGAUGGGGCGGCAACAAUGGGAUAGUCUAUCCAGUGUUCUUUAUAGAUCAGUGGGAAUGAGCUCGGGGACCGAGGAGAGACGUUGAGAAGAGCUUUGUGUGUUCCGUUAAGAAAGUGAGCAAAGGUUGAAUGUCCGCACAGGAAGAGGAGAUGGCUAGGGCAGGGAAGCAUUUUACUGUGCAGGUAGUGUGCACAUUUGGUUUCUGUUAACAGAGCCUACUGGUAUGAGCGCUGGGUAGGGGUGAGAGAUUGAUGAUCACAACUGAAUACAUGGAUUAUACAGAUUUUGGAAUUUUGAUUGAUUGGGAAGGGCCAGCCUUAUUGUGUUUCUUGACAUGAAAUGACUUGAUGUGCCUUUUUAAUGUUGCAUGCCUGACCAGUUUGUGGUGAUCUUAUUAGAGAUGAAAACACCCAGGAUCCAACCACAUUGCCUGGCUAGGAAUCACCUUUCAGGCCAAACACACACACACACACACACACACACACACACACACACACACACACACACACACACACACACACAUCCCUCCAAGAACCAGCACAAUCUCUUAUUGUCUCUGAUUUAUAGCCUUCUAAAGACUAUCAUACAGAUACUAUGAAUUCAACGCAGCUCUUCACCCAUAUACUGUUAUUAAGGAUAACACAACUCUUGAAUAUUUAAACCAAAAGACAUCUGCCCUUUGUACAUGGGAAUGACCAGCACUGCCUCUGCUGAUGAACCUUCUGUUUGUUUGAAAUGAUCCCUGUGCUUUUUGUUAGAUGUUGUCCUUUACAAGGAUCAUUUGGUGUACAGCUGCUGUACCAUAGAAUGAUUUGCUUGAACACAUACAAACACGUUCAUUAAUGUCUAUGUCAUAGUUUAUCGUUUCAUUUCUUUUAGCUUUAAUUUGACUACUCUUUAACGGGACAUACAUCUGCUUUUAUUUAAUAUGUUGUGCUACCAAGACCAGAGAAGAAAUCACUAUCUAAAGCCUCAACGGCCUCUGAAGCAUUUAUUUUUUUGGGGUUUUUUUUUUCAAGAAACUUUUUGAAUUGUUCUUAGUUUUUCUUAAAAACAUCCUCUUCUGUCCAAAAAAUAUAACUCCAAGUUGUUUGCAGUAGAGAUGUUCUUGAACAUGAGCAUGGUCCCCAAGUGGCCAAGCAAUGUCCUGCACUACCCAAAGCCCCUCAAGUGUUGCAUCUGCAUUGCAUUUCUAUCCACCCAUUAGAACAGCAUAGGGGUACACAUGUACAAUGAUUCUGUGUUUGCUAACACAAACAUAGGCCUAAGCGUAGGUAGAUAUACAUAUAUAUAAAUAUCUAUAUAUUUGUAAGUUUCUGUAUUUUAAUCUUGUAUAAAUGAACUCUUUCGUGGGCAUUGUUCUGAAGACAUCACCGUUUGGAGUAUUCCUCUAUGAAGGUGGAACAUCAGUUGACACACUGUUAAUAUGAUGUAUGUUCAGUGACAGGCUUUCAAGUGUAAGAAACCCUCUCUAUGUUGUGUAACAUCUUUGGAGAAUAAAAAUAAACUAUUUUUUUUCUUCUUAAA
Sardina pilchardus (European sardine) is the source of this 4018-nucleotide messenger RNA. RefSeq names its product ADP-ribosylation factor interacting protein 1 (arfaptin 1) (gene arfip1). Gene Ontology annotation, molecular function: phospholipid binding; protein domain specific binding. Gene Ontology annotation, cellular component: trans-Golgi network membrane. Gene Ontology annotation, biological process: intracellular protein transport; regulation of Arp2/3 complex-mediated actin nucleation. The record is from RefSeq and is a predicted model, not a curated record. NCBI's taxonomy places the organism in Eukaryota, Metazoa, Chordata, Actinopteri, Clupeiformes, Clupeidae. The transcript has 10 exons. Bases 271 to 1743 code for a protein of 490 amino acids.